This is a messenger RNA of Thermothielavioides terrestris NRRL 8126, 1162 nucleotides long. RefSeq lists its product as uncharacterized. Gene Ontology annotation, cellular component: MICOS complex; mitochondrial crista junction. Gene Ontology annotation, biological process: cristae formation. NCBI's taxonomy places the organism in Eukaryota, Fungi, Ascomycota, Sordariomycetes, Sordariales, Chaetomiaceae. The record is from RefSeq and is a predicted model, not a curated record. Bases 161 to 1018 code for a protein of 285 amino acids. The transcript is spliced from 3 exons.
CCCGGAAAUAGCCGCAGUGCCAGCAGCCCACGCUGCAACCUGCAAUCCUGGUUCCCAGCAACAUCUGACCUUUGACCUCUGACCUUCAGCAUCCGAGCUCCUUGCCCGCCCUGCCCAAAUCCUCGAGCGCCCGCGAGGGACAUCUCAAUUGGGGUGGACAAUGGCUGCGAGAGUGCUGCUGCAACGGCGCGCUGCGCCAUUGACAGCUGCCGUGCUGGUGGGAGGUAUUGCCUUCUACCCGCGGACUGCGCACGCCGAAGCUCCCAGCGACCGCCAAUUCCCCCGAAAGCCAAUCUACGAUGACGACUUCGACGUGUUCCCUGUGGCAAAGCCCGCCUCCACGCCGUCGACAACAGCCCCGGCCAGCACGACAGCCGACCACCCGCCUCCCAUUCCCCCUUCCCCCGCAGAAGAGCCCACCCCAACAGAAACCUCACUAGCACCUGCACCAACCACCCCCGAGCCCACCACCACGACCACCACCACCGCCCGCACGCGCGCGCCGACGCCAACCGACCGCCUGGCCGCGCAGAUCCGCCGCGCCCGCCUCUUCCUGUACGCGCAGGCCUGCGUGGCCGAGGACACCGUCAACGGCACCAUGGCGCGGGUCUUCGCGCUCGAGCAGUCCUUCACGUCGACGGUGGCGUCGCUGGCGCCGCCACGCGAGUCGGGCGAGAAGCUGAUGCCGGGCCUGAUCUACGUGCUGGUGGCCGGCAUGGCCGGCAGCAUCGUGGCGCGCAACCGCAACGUGCUGCUGCGCGGCGCCGCCCCGCUCGCCUUCGGCCUCGGCGCCGCCUGGACCGUGCUCCCCGUGACCAUGGCCAACGUGGGCGCCCUGGCCUGGGAGUACGAGAAGCGCUUCCCCGCCGUGGCGGACGCCCAUCUGCGCACGCGCGAGGGCAUCGAGAGGGGCGUGUACAUGGCGCGCCUGCACGCCGACAUCGCGCAGAAUAAGGUGCACGAGAGCGUGAGGGAGGCGAGGGAGGCGCUGGAGGAGUGGGUGAGGAAGGGGAAAUGAAGUUGGGAGGAAGGGGGAGUUACCGGAAAAGAAAUUGGGCGGUUCAGGAAGACCUCUCAGCGUAGAAACGGGCGGGCGGUAGACCGAGCCGAGCGGCAUGUCCAUCUGCUUUGUAUCAUAGGUAGAGACUCCGGCCGGAUAGAC